This is a messenger RNA of Rhinolophus ferrumequinum (greater horseshoe bat), 4160 nucleotides long. It is a transcript of the gene SACK1D, whose product is annotated as family with sequence similarity 83 member D. NCBI's taxonomy places the organism in Eukaryota, Metazoa, Chordata, Mammalia, Chiroptera, Rhinolophidae. Gene Ontology annotation, cellular component: cytosol; mitotic spindle pole. The record is from RefSeq and is a predicted model, not a curated record. Gene Ontology annotation, biological process: protein localization to mitotic spindle; regulation of TOR signaling; positive regulation of cell cycle G1/S phase transition. The transcript has 4 exons. Bases 16 to 1737 code for a protein of 573 amino acids.
GGUCCGACUACCGUCAUGGCUCUGCUCUCCGAGGGCUUGGACGAUCUUCCCACCGCCUGCCUGUCGCCGUGCGGGCCGCCCAACCUCGCCGAGCUGUACAGCGAGGCGCAGCGCCUGGCGCUCGAGGAGCUGGUGGCGGGCGGCCCCGAUGCCUUCGCGGCCUUCCUACGACGCGAGCGCCUGGGUAGUUUCCUCAACCCCGACGAGGUGCGCUCCAUUCUGCUCACGGCUGAGCGUCCCCGCGAGGAGGGCGCGGCGGGGGGAACUGAGGACUCCUUCGCCUCGUCGCACGACUGCUCGUCCGGCACCUACUUCCCCGAACAGUCGGACCUGGAGCCGCCGAUGCUGGAGCUCGGCUGGCCGGCCUUCUACCAGGGCGCCUACCGCGGCGCCACGCGCGUCGAGGCUCACUUCCAGCCCCGCGGCGCGGGCGCCAGCGGCCCCUAUGGCUGCAAGGACGCGCUGCGCCAGCAACUCCGCUCCGCGCGAGAGGUGAUUGCGGUGGUGAUGGAUGUUUUCACAGACAUUGACAUCUUCAGAGACCUGCAGGAAAUAUGUCGGAAAAAGAGAGUUGCUGUAUACAUCCUUCUGGACCAGGCUCUGCUCUCUCAGUUCUUGGAUAUGUGUGUGGAUCUGAAAGUUCAUCCGGAACAGGAAAAGCUGAUGACAGUUCGGACUAUUACAGGAAAUACCUACUAUGCGAGGUCGGGAACUAAAAUUGUUGGGAAGGUUCAUGAAAAGUUCACAUUGAUUGAUGGCAUUCGCGUGGCCACAGGCUCCUACAGUUUUACAUGGACAGAUGGCAAAUUAAAUAGCAGUAACUUGGUCAUUCUGUCCGGUCAAGUGGUUGAACACUUCGAUCUGGAGUUCCGAAUCCUAUAUGCGCAAUCGAAGCCCAUCAGCUCCAAACUCCUGUCCGGCUUCCCGGUCAGCGGCAAGUUUGACCAUCUAGUUGACCGGAAGCCACUGUCCAAGGAGCUCACGUUGGGCAAUCUGCUGCGGCUGCGGCUCGCCAGGCUUUCAAGCACCCCCAAGAAGGCUGAGCUGGAGUGUGGGGCGCCCGCUAAGGGCAGGGCAGAGUCCUCCACCUUCAAUGAAGAAGACUACUUCCACAGCUUUAGGGACAAAGCAGAGGAUGGAAAGAUGACCGAUGCCGCCACUCAGACGGAGCCAGGCGGGGAGAUGCGAGCCGUGAGCAUGAGUGACUCGGGGACACAAACCAGGACUGCCACAGCCAGCGCUGGGACCCAAACCGCAGUCGCCAGCAGGGCAGCAAGUUCCCAAACCGUGGUUCAGUCCAUGUCGGCCACCACCCAGACUGACGGGGGCGAGAGUGUUCUCUUCUCUCAGGGAACCCAGUCUAAAGAAGGCUCGCCAGUAUCCAGGAUGUCUGUGUCGAGAUCUUCCAGUUUGAAGUCUUCCUCCUCUCUGUCUUCUCAAGGCUCCGUGGCAAGCUCCAUCGGCUCCCUGACCUCCAUCAGAGUCACCGACUUCAUCCUCCCUGGACACGCCAAGUACUGGAGCGCUCCCCACUUUGACUCACUCAGAAACUUGAAUAAAGAGCGGCAGUUUCACGUGUCUGGUGUCAGGUCCCGGCUCAACCAUCUGCUGGCCAUGGUGUCAAGGAGAACAUUUCUUACUGAAAACUACCUCGGAUUUAAUUCUGGAAAUGCCACCAGAGCCCCUGGUAAUACGCUGACUAUCAGAGAUAUCACACUUUACCCCUCCUGCCAGUGACUGCUCAGGGUCCAGAGCUGCCGGGGUUCAUCCAGCCUCGGAGGAGACAUCACCAGAUCGUACUGCUUUACAAAAGGGCUCCUGUCCCUAUGUUUUCCUUUCACCUGACUUUCAGUCACCCUGAUUUUCUUCGAAUUCUGUAAACUGCAUAUUAUUUUACGUGCUUUUAUUUUAUUUGUGUCAUGUACAAACCAGGUACUGGUUUUAUGGUUUAAACACUAUGGGUACAGUUUCUUUGCACAAGUUUAAUAUUGAUGUCUCUUAAAAGUGAAUGGUUAGGGUUCUCGGGUUAAUUCAGGUAAGAGAUAAAAUAUGUUUUGCAUUUUUCUAGAUUUGUGUGCUCUUCUGUUUUAGAGGUUUAAAUCACUAGUUUUUAUGAUCGAAGAAACUGUUUCUUAAUUGUCUGUCUAUUCUUUAGGGUAUCCGUGUUCUUAGCAUAAACAACUUUUAUUUGUGUGCUUUUCUGUUUUAGAGUUUUAAAUCACUAGUUUUUAUGAUCGAAUAAACUGUUUCUUAAUUGUCUAUCUCUUCUUUAGGGUAUCCGUGUUCUUAGCAUAAACAACUUUUAUUUGGUGAUUGCUCGAGUCCCUUUUUCUUUUGUUUUCUGGCAUUUUUCUCUUUAACUCUAGGAGUGUGUCACAAGUAAUGCAUCUAAUAGCUAUUUAUGCAAUUGUUUUUAAGUAGUGUUGGGUGGGUGGAGAAGAAGAUGAUCCAAAUUGUAAAAGAGAAAAAUAUUCCCUUAAAAGUUAGAAGACAAAGGAAGUGUCUGCGUAAUCCCUUCAUCAGCAGUAUGAAUAUUGGUGUUACUCUCUCUAUAGCUUGAAUGAGGAAACUUGCACCUCUAGCUUGCCUUUUCUCAAAGAAUAAACUUGAGCUAUUUAGACAAGGACCUUGGUUCCUUGCUUCUCUGCCAAAGAAGGCCUUUGUGUGCAUUCCUGGAUUUAUCCCUGAUAUUAACUCUGGUGACCCCAUGGACCUAAUUUCAUCAGAUGGGUGUAUUGACAAUGAUUUAGCAAUCUAAUAUCCUGGAGCAGGGGCAAAGAGGACACUGACAAUUAUCCCACAUUCCUGGCCCAUUGGCAACUGGUGUCUACACCCUGCUCAUCAGGGUUGGUAUGGCUGUGGAAUCCUGUUUUUGUCUGGUCUCAUCUGCAUGGACAGACAAAAGGAAGACAGUUCAAUGAUGGCUUCCUCCCUCUGAUCUGGCUGGAGCAAAAGAGGUCUGUAAUAGGGGAGGGUGUUGUCUGUCACGUAGACACAUGAGCAUCCCUGCGGGUUUUAACACAUGCAUCAGGACUCCCUUGUGGUCAACAGGUUAUUUGCGGGGUUAGUAUUAUAAUCUGGGCUGUGAGGCCGCCCCGACAACUGGUUCACAUCUGGUUGUGAACAACUCUGGCCUACGCCUUGAAGAAAUAUGUGAUUUAAAACCAUUUACAGAUCUGGAUAAUUUCCUCUGGGUUAUCUUUGACCCUCACAACCGGGAAGUGGUUUGAAAGCUGUGAUUCCCAAUUUUCAGGUGAAGAAACUGAAGCUCAGGUUAAGUAGCAUAUUCGCGGUCACAUGGCUGGUAAAUGGUGACACAAGCAUUUAAACACAGGUUUUCAGAUUCUAAGUCCAAUCCUCUGCUAUACCACUGUUUCUUUACAGGGAGUAUGGAGGCAUUAGAGGCUGUACCUUGAGAAAUGGCAGUAAAUGCAAUGGUGAAUUGAAAUGAAUGAGAUUAAAUGGUGAAUUUAACCUCAUGAACAAAUACAGGUACAUGUGAAAUUUCAACUCACUGUUCGAUGGAACUAUUCAUAGGCAUUCAUAAAACCGAUUCUGUGUUUGGUUUGGGAAAUGAUGGAUCAAAUAAAUGUAAAUAGGAUUCUUUACUGCAGGACUACUCAGACUUCAAUGAGGUCAUGAUCACAUUGAUUUUCUCAGCGGAGGGCAGGUAGGUGGCCUAUCACAAGCUUACCUGACCACAGAGUCCUCUGUUCGUGGAGCAGGACUCAGUAUUCUCUGCGAGUGUUGUUGGCGAUGAGAAAUGAGAACAAGAAGUAUGUGGAAUCCUAAGAAAAUGACCCAGUCUUUCAGAAUAAGCAAAGCUUUUCUGCCACUCCCCUGGAGAGUAUCACUAUAGAGCAGAGUUUCUCAAGGUGACAUCUGAGAACCACCUGCAGCAGAGUCAGCUGGGUCCUUGUUUAAAAUGUUGAUGAUUGGCCCCACUCCCAGGGGAGGGCGAGGGUGGGUGUGGCCGACUAUUUGGUUCAAAAAUAUUUGUUGUUGCCACUCCCUAGAAGAGAAUUAUAUUUCCUUAUCUGUCUAAUGUCAGACUUGGCCAUUACAGAAGAGGCUGGAAAUAUGUCAGUAUAUAUCUAAAAGAUAAAAGCUCACUUUUUAACAUAACCACACUACCCUGGUCACACCUAAACAACGUUGAU